This is a messenger RNA of Lactuca virosa, 578 nucleotides long. The record is from the annotation of a GenBank genome assembly. Lineage: Eukaryota; Viridiplantae; Streptophyta; Magnoliopsida; Asterales; Asteraceae.
AUGGAUCUCAGCCGGCAAAGCAAGCAUUUCUGUGAGAAGUGUGAAUGGCUGAUGGAACUUAUGAUCAAUUACAAUGAAGCUGUCCAGGAAGGAAGAUACACAGAUAGUUCAAAACCGGAAGCAAAAUUAAAAUUCCAAUUAUAUUUGACUAAAGGGAUACAAAUGUUGAUAUUGAUAACUGAUAAUGCUGAAUUGAAGUAAUUUCGUGGAAUGGUGGCGUGACAAAUUGAGCGGGAAAAAAUAGAGUAUAUUGCUGGAGAGAGUGUCACGUGUCAAAAAUGAGGUCUAAAAGAGGGACACGUGGCGUUUAAGGGAGGUUUUUAUUAAGUAUGAAGAUGAAGACUUGAUAGCGAGACCAACAACUUGUGUCAAAAAUCAAAAUGAUGUGCAAAGCAACACCACAAAACAUGCUAAUAUAUGUGUUAAGUGUUAAAACUUUUACUCCAAAAUUGCGGGCGUUAAAAUUGGAGAUAAAGAAUAUUUAUUGCCAACAACAUCUUCUCAGACGAGUCGUGUACUUUAUUGAACACUUGACAUGCGUUAGACUCGAGCAAACCCUAAUAACCAAUGAAAUCCCC